This is a messenger RNA of Baudoinia panamericana UAMH 10762, 612 nucleotides long. RefSeq lists its product as uncharacterized. Bases 1 to 612 code for a protein of 203 amino acids. The transcript has 2 exons. Gene Ontology annotation, molecular function: protein binding. The record is from RefSeq and is a predicted model, not a curated record. NCBI's taxonomy places the organism in Eukaryota, Fungi, Ascomycota, Dothideomycetes, Mycosphaerellales, Teratosphaeriaceae.
AUGGACUUAGAAACUUACUCACCCCUUCCACUCACCAUCGACCCGGCGACCAAGGCUAUCUCCUCCUCCGACCCUACCCUCUCCGCCGACAUCGACGACCUGAACAAGCUACAUCGGCUAGUCGUUGGCCUGGACACACCGAACCAAGUCCCCGCGCCACCAGCUCCCGUGAACCCCAAGCGUUCCGUUCAGAUAACCAAACUCCGCGAAUCCGGCAACGCAGCCUACAAGAAAUCCUCCCUCCCGGAAGCCCUGAACCUCUACACGCUCGCCAUCCGCAUGGCCUCCGAGCGCCCGCCGUGGGAAGCCUCGGGCCUCGUGCGCGAAGAACUCUCCGCCCUCUACAACAACCGCGCCCAAGUGCACAUGGCCCAACAGGCGUGGCCGGAGGGCGCGUGCGAUGCGGAGAUCAGUGUGGAGUUGAAGCGGGUGGGGAAUUUGAAGGGGUGGUGGCGACGGGGGAUGUGUUUGAAGGAGAUGGGGCGGUGGGAGGAGGCGCGGGAGUGGGUGGGGACGGGGUUGGAGUUUGAGAGGGCCGGGCCGGAGAAGCAGGGGGUGGGGGAGUUGGAGGCGUUGUUUAGGGAGGUUUGUAAGGGGGUGGAGGGGACCUGA